Messenger RNA from Erpetoichthys calabaricus (reedfish), 2637 nucleotides. RefSeq names its product fizzy/cell division cycle 20 related 1a (gene fzr1a). The transcript has 14 exons. Gene Ontology annotation, cellular component: anaphase-promoting complex. NCBI's taxonomy places the organism in Eukaryota, Metazoa, Chordata, Cladistia, Polypteriformes, Polypteridae. The record is from RefSeq and is a predicted model, not a curated record. Bases 297 to 1781 code for a protein of 494 amino acids. Gene Ontology annotation, biological process: positive regulation of anaphase-promoting complex-dependent catabolic process; anaphase-promoting complex-dependent catabolic process; positive regulation of ubiquitin protein ligase activity. Gene Ontology annotation, molecular function: protein binding; anaphase-promoting complex binding; ubiquitin ligase activator activity.
GCCGCGCGAGCGCAGCCCUCUGAUAGCCCAAUGCCUGCUCGCCGUCGUCCGCCAUAUUGUGUAAGAGGUGGCUUACAAGUUUGCGGGGGAUAUUAAGGAAAGAUAAAUCUUCGUUUUAUAGACUAUUUGGUUUACACUUCCCCGACGGGAGCCCUCGAGGGAGAGGGGGCGCUCGGCGAGAGGACAACGGUAGCAAAACUCCGUUUACUGAAGAAAGCGCCUUGAAGCACCCGAAGGAAGCGCAGGAGGAAUUCUUUUAAUUUAAGAAGUUUGGUAUCUAUUGCAAUUGGAAGAAUAUGGACCAGCACUACAAACGUCGCCUUCUUCGUCAGAUUAACAUCCAAAAUGAAAAUGACAACCCAGCUGUUGUAGAGCUGCAGAGAAUGUUGAGUCCUACAAAGUCUCCCUUGUCCUCACCCAGCAAACAUGGUGACAGAUUCAUCCCUUCUAGAGCUGGGGCCAACUGGAGCAUCAACUUUCACCGAAUAAAUGAGAAUGAAAAGUCUCCAAGUCAGAACCGAAAAACCAAAGAUGUUACCUCAGACAGCAGUAAAGCUGAUGGUCUAGCAUACUCUGCCUUGCUGAAGAAUGAAUUACUAGGAGCUGGAAUUGAGAAAGUUCAGGAUCCACAAACGGAAGACCGGCGUUUACAGUCGUCAACACCAGAACAAAGAAGUCUUUUCAGUUACACUCUGAGUGCGAAACGUUCAAGCCUAGAUGAUGGAAAUGACAUCUCUCCUUAUUCCUUGUCUCCUGUAAGCAGCAAAAGCCAGAAGUUAUUAAGAUCACCAAGGAAGCCAACCCGGAAAAUUUCCAAAAUACCCUUUAAAGUUCUCGAUGCUCCUGAACUGCAAGAUGACUUCUACCUUAAUCUGGUUGACUGGUCAUCUCUCAAUGUUCUUAGUGUAGGCCUUGGCACUUGUGUAUAUCUAUGGAGUGCCUGUACCAGUCAGGUGACCCGUCUGUGUGAUUUGUCUGUUGAGGGAGAUUCAGUUACAUCUGUAGGCUGGUCAGAAAGGGGAAACUUGGUUGCUGUUGGAACCCAUAAAGGCUUUGUACAGAUUUGGGAUGCAGCUGCUGGCAAGAAACUUUCGGCUCUGGAGGGACAUACGGCCAGAGUUGGUGCACUGGCGUGGAACGCAGACCAACUUUCUUCUGGCAGCCGUGACCGUAUGAUUUUGCAGAGGGAUAUCCGAACACCGCCUAUGCAGUCAGAACGGAGGCUGCAGGGCCAUCGCCAGGAGGUGUGUGGCCUAAAAUGGAGUACUGAUCACCAACUGCUGGCCUCAGGAGGCAAUGAUAAUAAGUUGCUGGUUUGGAACCACUCUAGUGUUGUCCCAGUGCAGCAGUAUACUGAGCACUUGGCAGCUGUGAAGGCUAUUGCCUGGUCACCCCAUCAGCAUGGUCUCCUUGCAUCUGGAGGAGGUACUGCUGACCGGUGUAUUCGCUUCUGGAACACGCUGACUGGCCAACCUCUGCAGUGCAUUGACACCGGCUCUCAAGUCUGCAACCUGGCGUGGUCUAAACAUGCUAAUGAACUAGUCAGCACACAUGGUUAUUCACAGAAUCAAAUUUUGGUGUGGAAAUAUCCUUCAUUAACACAAGUUGCCAAACUGACUGGACAUUCCUAUAGAGUUUUGUACUUGGCCAUGUCUCCAGAUGGUGAGGCCAUAGUGACAGGAGCAGGCGAUGAGACACUAAGGUUUUGGAAUGUCUUUAGCAAAACCCGCUCCACAAAGGAAUCCGGAUCUGUUUUAAAUAUGUUCACAAGGAUUAGGUAAAACCAAACAAGGUGGUCUGGAACAGAUGUCAGUCAUCCUUAAAAAGGAGAACAAGAGGAAUACAAAUGCUUCAUGUGGACUCCUUUAUGCAGACUCUUCAUGUGCAAACAAAAUAAAUCAACCAAGAGCACCAGUUCUCCAUUGUUUACAGACUGCCAAAUUUGGAUUUCUUGUAAAUGUUUGUUAUGUAUUCCUGUUCUUUGUUUGUGAUGUGCGAUUGUUUUCUCUUUUAAUUUUUCAGUUUACGUUCUCUGCAUUAAGGAAAGUCGCAUAUUGAUCUGAAGUAGAAUGGUCAAAGCCAAGCAGUUUAGCAUUACUGUUCCCGAAAUGUCUCUAAUAAGUGCACAUGUUCCCCUUUUCAGUCUCAGUUCUUUUUUUAUUUGAUGCAAUCAACGUUCAGGAAAAAAGAUGAAGUGCACAGGGGGGCAAGAGGCUUUCAUCCACUGGGAUCAGACUGGAGUCUGGAAAUGUAAUUUUCAGCACAUCAUGACAUUCAAUCAGCUUCAAUUUUUUUUUUCUUUUUAACUAUAGUCAAAAUAAGGUUUAGAAUGUUCUAGAAAGCACUUGAAUUACUUUUUUUUUUCCUAAUUGGAGAUUUUCUCUCCCAAUUCACAAAACAUUACAAAAAGGCUUUGCAAGUUGUUGCUCAUGUCUUGAUCACAUUCAGAGUCCUGCCGCUGCGCGUGUGCGUGCGUGCGUGUGUAUGGUGGUUUUUUAUUUUUAUGUUUUCAGUUUCUGCCAUCAGGAUGUUUUUUUAUUCUCUAGUGUGUUUUUUGUAAAUAAUUUGUAAAACACGAGUUGAGCGUAUUGUAAAGUGAAUAAUUGUAACAUCCAGACAAUAUAAUGUUAAACCAAA